GUGCACUUUGCAGACAGAUGAUGCAGAUGUUGGUGCUUUGUUCCAGGAUUAAGUAUCGUUUGUCAACUUGAGAAUGUCAUUGCAUUUCGUCAAUAUAAAAUAAGCAUCUUAAUAGAAAUUAUGAUGGAUGACAGUAUAGAUAUUGUUCAUAUCAAACAAGAACCUGUGGAUUCAGAUAUACCAUCAGAUUUAAUGAAUUUUGGCGAACUGAAUCAACUGUCCAAAUCAAUCUAUCAAAAAUUGACAGAAGUAUUCAAACAAAAUGGAAUUAACAGCAUCAAAAAGAAGAAUGAAUCCAAUAAAGAAAAGCAGGAAUACAGUGUGGAGGGCAAUGAUGGAGAAAUGUAUCUGGUCAAUGAAAGCAGUGAUUUUUCUGGGAAGGAUGAAGCAAAAUCUAGUUUGUCUGAUGAUAAUUAUCUCCCCUGCAAAGUGCUGGAAGCUGAUGGACAACCUUUAAAUGACUCUGUAGACAAUGUUCCUGGUACAAAAUGUACCAGUAAAGUUAAAAAUUCAGUUUUAAGAAAUAUUCUUAGCAGGGAACCUAACAUGGAUAAAUUAAGCAAAGAUGAUUGUGAUAUAACAAAUAACAGUGAAACAAAUAAUGUUGAAUUUGAAUCAUAUUUAUAUAAUGAUUCGGAGGUAUUUGGACGUAAUAUGCAAAAUAAAAAGCAACAGAAAAAGAAAAGCAUACACAAAAAGAGGACGUCUAGUAGAAACAAAAAGAAAAAAACAAAUACAAGUUCUAAAAAAGUAUUGACUAUAGGUAAAUCCACUGAGAAAAUCUUGAAGGAAAAUCAAAUUAAAAGAGAACCAAUUAGUUUGCAUGAGGAUAAGGACAUUGAUGAAGAGAAAAAAGAACUAGACAGACUGAUUAAAGAUGAAGUAAUGGCUGGAUUAAUUAAAACAGAAAUAGCACCCCCUGAACCAUUUGACUUCUCACAAGUCCCAGAUCUACCGGAACUGGCAACAACUCAUUCAGAAGCUAAUCAGUACAUGAAAAGCUACAUGCAUAGUACAAUAUAUUCAUCGGAUACUGUCCAGAUAGAUAAACCAUCAAGUUGUGAAUAUUGUGGAAAGGUUUUUGUGAGUGGACAGAACUUGGUGAAACAUUUAGAACAACAUGUUGGUGAUCGACCAUUUGUUUGUGAUAUUUGUGGUAAAACUUUUAAGAUACGUCAGAAUUUACGUCGACAUAGUGUGAUACACAGUGGAGAAAAGCCGUACAAAUGUUCUCUGUGUGAUAAAGCCUUUACCACAUACACAACAAUGAAUAAACACAGAUAUGUACACACUGGUGAAAGGAAUCAUGAAUGUGAUGUAUGCGGAAAAAAGUUUGCUCACAAAACAAACAUGAAAACCCAUCGUCUUUGUCAUCUCAAAGAGAGACCGUUUAAAUGCCAUAUUUGUCAAAAAGGAUUCAAUAAAAAUGCAAAUUUACGAUCCCAUAUGAAAGCCCAUCUUGGUGUAAAGCCACACAAAUGUGAAUAUUGUGGUAAAGGUUUUACAGAAAAAUUCCAACUAACAAUGCAUGUAAGGUCCCAUACGAAUGAGAGACCCUAUCAAUGUAAUCAGUGUGAUCGUAGAUUUAAUCAGAUUUCUAACUUGUACACCCACAUGAGGGUCCAUACUGGUGAAGUUCCAUUUGUUUGUGAAAUAUGUGGUAAGGGUUACAGGAUCAAAAUACACCUAGAGCAUCAUGUUAUGAAACACAAGGGCAAUAAGCAAUAUAAAUGUAACUUAUGCAAGAAAGAAUAUUGGUUUAGAGGUGAGCUUAACAGACAUAUGAAAAGACAUACUGGUGAAAAGAGCCAUAAAUGUGAAAAGUGUGAUGCUAUGUUUUUCACCUUAGGAGAGGUGAGAAUACAUUUACGAGGAGAACACGAAGGGAAAAUGUACAACUGUGAAUAUUGUGGUCGUGAAUUUUUGAGGUACAGUAACAAAAUGAGACAUGAAAGAAUACAUCUUGGUAUUAGGCCACAUGAAUGUGAUGUUUGUGGGGAGAAAUUCUUCCAGCGAACAGAAUUACGUGAUCACAAGUACAAACAUGAGGGGAUUUUCCCCUUUCCAUGUGAUUUAUGUGAAAAACAGUUCCGUAAGAGGUCACAGUUCAAUGUACACAGAAAGAUUCAUACAGGUGAAGGAAUUGUUGAAUGUGUUCCCUGCAAUAGGAAGUUUAAUUACAAAAGUUCUUACACAAAACAUUGUGAAUCUGAGCGCCAUCAUAAACAGGAGGCCAUUUUCAAUGGAACAGAGUUGAAAAGGAAUAAUAUCAUGGCUUCCAAGAAAAAGACUAAAUCAAAGAAAACAAGAACAAUAGAUGAUACAGAAAGUGAGGAUAAUACUGAUGAAAUUGAAGAUGACAGCAUUGAUGAAGAAUAUAAUGAAAAAGAUGAAAAUUCUGAUGUAGAUGAAAAGAAUGAAGAUUCUGAUGAAGAUAAAACUAAUGGAGAACAUAUUGACAAAGGAGAUGAUUCUUCAGACACUAUGAUAGAUGAAAAUUAUACAUCUUCUUUGAAAGAAGACAAAUCAAGGGGAGGUAAUACAGGCAUGAAGCUUAUAAUAAAAAGGAAAUAAUCUUGAAAAAUGAAAAAUUUGUAAUUGUAACUGGAUAUUUUUAAAUGCUGUGUAUUUUAUAGUUAAAUUGAUUCUUCAUGUCUCAAUUUCAUGGUCUGUAUAUAUUAUAUACAUAUUAUUUUACCACCAGGAAAUGUAAUUAACAUAGACUAUGUGCUAGUAGUACAUGGUGGGUGUAUCAUUUACUUUUUCUUGUAUAUUGCAUAUAUACCUCCUCAUCUAAUAUUUUUGGCUAAAUUUAUAACAAAUAUAAAAUGAAUGUUACUUUUGACAUUUUAUACAAAUGUCUAAGAAACAUAGAAAAUGAAUAUUGAUUUCUUGUUUUUUUAAUGAGUAAACACUAACAAGUAUAGUAACUUAUAAAAGUUGUACUUGUGAAAGUGGUAUUUGUGUAUUUACAAAAAAUGCAAAUGAAUCUUUCAUUCAGUCAGGGCUCAGACUUGAACUUUGGAGACUUUUGCAGGUCAAAUUGUGUAUUUUUUCAUGUUUUAUAAGGAAAUAACAGCAUUUUUUAGACUUCCUAAAGUCAGAAUAUGUAAGACUUAUUUAGGUUGAUUCCUGUUCAGUUGAACAUGAAACUUUCAGUUUUUUAAGAUUUUAACAAACCUGCCCAAUAACAACUAUGAAUAUUUGAAUAGUGAAUGGACUGAUCUAACAAUUGAGGAGAAGUAACAUUGUCUAAGUACCUUUGACUCUGUCAGAUCAGCUACGAAAUCAGUAAACUAACCCAGGUUCCAUGUAACAUGCCAAGCUAUGAAAAUCAGUUUUGCCGUUGACACUUUGUUACUGCACUUUGGAACAAGUGUCUUUAAGUUCGACAUUACUAACUGGACAUUAAUUUGGUCCAGUAUAAGACAGCAUUCAUGGAAAUGAGGGUUAAAUGAAAUAAUUUGUAAAUGAUGUAAAUUUUUUUUUAUCAAAAUGCAAAAAAACCCCAAUGAAUUUCAAAACAUGAUAUAAGCACAUACAUGGAAAUAAAUAUCAACAAUGCAAUAUAUAUAAAUGGGGAGAAUUUCUUACUUCCAGAAAUAUAACGAAACAUUUUAAUCAGAUAAAUCUGACUUAUUGAAGUCUGAGCUCUGACUGUCAGUAAUUAAAUGUAGAACUUCUUGCCAAAUGUAUAUAUAUAUGUCUUUCUUACUGCUUAUGUAAAGCAAAAGAAAAUAUUUAUUUUACUUUUCACUGACAUAUAUUUUCAUUCGCCAUGUUUACUUAAUUAUUCUACAAAUAGUCUCAAUUACUGGAAAUAAACAAUAGUGGAAGGGGCAUUAAGUUUUACCCUUGUCCGUCUGUACAUCCGUCUGUACGUCCCAAAAUUGGUUUCCGUUCUCUAACUUCAGUUUGCCUCAACCAAAUGUUAUGAAACUUAUAUGCAAUGCUAAUUACCACAAAACACAGAUCAAGUUUGAAUUUUGGUGGCGUCACUUUUACCGUUCUUGAGUUAUGUCCCUUUAUAAUGUUGUAUGCAAGAGGGGGCAUCAUCUGUGUCCGAUGGACACAUUCCCCAUUUAUUGUUAAAAUUCAAUUGAUUUGAAAUUCUUUUGAUCUGUCCUAAAAAUCUUAAAUUUGAAGUAAAAUAUUUGAAACAAUUUACAUGUUUGUAAUGAAAUAUUUGUUUUGUAAUGAUAACUUGAGUUUACUUUGGAGGAGCACCUUAUGACGUUACUAUUGACCAUGAAAUGCAGGUCAGACUCAAUUUUUCACUAAUACCAGGUACUGCAAUAACCAUUCCAAAUUUAUGCCCCUUCAAUUACCUGGAAUGAAAAUGUAGUUCAUUUGGGAGUAGAAAUGUAAGAUUGUUUUUACCAUGACAUACAGUUCGAUUUAAAUUUUAUUCAUGCUGCACUUUCUUCCCAAGAGUUACAUAUCCUGAAUCAUCCCAAAUGGUAAAAACUGUAUCCUGAUCAUAUUUUCAAGUUCAUUAUAACUUUGUUAAAUUGCUGCAUACUGGUCAGUGUGCUGUACAGAGAACAUUUUUUUUUUGGCUGUGCCAUUUUCAUGCCCCCGCCGUAGUGGAGGAGGCAUUAAGUUUAACCCUUGUCUGUCUGUAAGUCCGUCCAUCCGUACGUCCAUACAUUCCAAAAUUGGUUUCCGUUCUCUAACUUUAGUUUGCAUUAACCAAAUGUUAUGAAACUUAUACACAAUUGCUUAUUACCACAAAACACAGAUCAAGUUUGAAUUUGGGUGGCAUCACUUUUACCUUUCUAGAGUUAUGUCCCUUUACAAAUGGAAAUAUUGCUAUAUUUUUCGUUUCUGUUCUCUAACUUAAGUUUGCCUCAACCAAAUGUUAUGAAACUUAUACACAGUGCUUAUUACCACAAAACUCAAAUCAAGUAAGAAUUUGGGUAGUGUCACUUUUACCGUUCUUGAGUUAUCUCCCUUUAUAACAUUAUAUGCAAGAGGGGGCUUCAUCUGUGUCCCAUGGACACAUUCCCAAUUUAUUUUACUUGUUUAUCAAUGUUGUGCACUCUGCCUUAUGAAAACUUAGUGUUUUAUCUUACUUUUUUAACGUUUUUUUUUCAAAUGUUUUCUUCUGACAAUGUCUUAACUUUCUUUUAUGUAUAUUUAUAUAAUUACACAUCUAACAGGACAAAAUCAUUAUUGCAACUACCUGCAAAGAAAAUUUCAGGUCCAUUUUUGCUUCAUGAAGUGAAUAAAUAUAUUCUAAGUAUUCUAUUUUUGUGAAAUAUAUAUUGCAGGUUGCAAUUUUUUUAAAUGUGUAUUAAGUUUUUUCAACAUUAUUUUAAAAUGUUAUUUAUAAAAUGUUUUGGUUGAUAUUGUUUGAACUUCGAUACUACUUGUCUAGGACUUGUUACCACCUGUAACCAUGGUAACUUGUAACCAACACAGUUUCAUAUCUGUAUUUAUAAUUUCUGUGCAAUAUGUUGUAGAAUCCUUUUUUUUCAAAUAAUUUGUGUAGUGCUUUGUAAGCUCCUGCAAUUUAAAAAGCCAAUUUGUGCUUCAAAUAAUAUGAUCAAAAUUUAGGAAGUCAUGAUCAACCUUUUGGUGUCAGACGACCAAUUCAUCCACUCUAAUUUAGAACAUAUGUAAAAGUAGCCCUUCCCUGACAAAACAUAGUGCUUUGAUGUCAUUGUUUACUUAAACUAACCAACAAAUUAGCAUAAAUGAAACUUUUGGUGAAAGUAAAAUAUAUUUUGACCAUUUUAAGACAAAAUUUACUUGUCCAUGAGUUUGCAUUACAAAUUGAGGAUAAAUGGGCUACAUAGUAUACUUAUUUAAGAUUUCCAGAAAACCAGGGGCUAUUUUUAGUAGUAGGUACCCUUGAACGUUGGUAUUAUAAUUCAAGAUUUUAAACAUUGGUUGAAAAUUGGCAUGUAGAUAGAUGAUACAUGUACAAUUCAGGAUAUGCCUGGUCUCUAUGAAGUUAAACUUGAGGCAAAAUAUUUGGAAAGCUGUGAAAAUUGAAAAAAUGUGGUUGAAUAGAUAGGGAGUUUGAAUUGGUGAUCUGACACCUUUUGUGGUUAUAUUAUGGACAUAAAUAAGCACUUCACAUUUUAAACUGAGAAAAUAUUUAAAACAUUGACAUUUAAUGUUGCUAGAACAGCAGAAUGUUGUGUAAAAAAAGAAGUUUUCUCACCAUUUUUGUGAAAUAUUUCAUAUGCUAUGUUCAUGACUGAGUCUAAUUGUAUUGAAAAUAUAGCAAAGUGCUCUCGACCAAUGAAAUUGUAGGAAUUGAUGCUUCUUAAUUUGAAAUAUGUAUGUCAAACAUGUUUAUACUAUUGUGUAUGUACAGUUCAUAUCAAAGAAUUUCUUUAAAUGAGUUUCUACUGCUCUUACUUUAUCAUGAAGAAAGAGAUUAUCGUUCUCUUUUGUAUACUAAUUAUUUAAACUUAAGAUAGAGUUGAAGCUCAAAUUUGAUUUUAAUUUACCAUUGAAUGGUUUGUACCUCAUGUAAAGCUUGACGAAAAACUAUGUAACUUUAAAUGACUUCUUCUACAAUGGAGAUGUUUAACAACCUUGACUACCCACAAGGGUCUCACACAGUCAUAAAUUAGUGUUCUGACCUUUAGAAUAAGAAAAAUACAUUUACAUUUUGUAAAACCGGAGUGGACAAAACAGGGUAUCUCUUAUCUAAAAUUUGAACUAUUUGUUUGUUUUGAAAAAUAUUUUCUAGUCAUUUUAGCUCAAAAAUAUAAUUACAGUGUUCAUUUAUUGUAGCUUAAGCAACUGAAAAUAAUCACACCUUCUUCAAAAAAAUAAAUGAUGAUUUGUUUUUUAGAGGCUGUGAUAACCAUAAUUACUAUGUAGCAUUGGCUUGUCACUAAUUUAAUGAUUUGGAUUGUUAUUGUAAUUUGUUGUAUUAUCAUUAUUAUUGUUUUUGUAUAUUAGUAGAUAAGUGAAAUAAAUGUUAUAAGAUUA
Mytilus californianus (California mussel) is the source of this 6954-nucleotide messenger RNA. Its product is annotated as zinc finger protein 665-like. Gene Ontology annotation, biological process: regulation of transcription by RNA polymerase II. Gene Ontology annotation, cellular component: nucleus. Bases 121 to 2574 code for a protein of 817 amino acids. NCBI's taxonomy places the organism in Eukaryota, Metazoa, Mollusca, Bivalvia, Mytilida, Mytilidae. Gene Ontology annotation, molecular function: RNA polymerase II transcription regulatory region sequence-specific DNA binding; DNA-binding transcription factor activity, RNA polymerase II-specific. The transcript is spliced from 3 exons. The record is from RefSeq and is a predicted model, not a curated record.